Molecule: messenger RNA, 5462 nt
Organism: Hyaena hyaena (striped hyena)
Lineage: Eukaryota; Metazoa; Chordata; Mammalia; Carnivora; Hyaenidae
Gene: PACS2
Product: phosphofurin acidic cluster sorting protein 2
Exons: 25
Coding region: 4-2706 (900 amino acids)
Biological process (GO): protein localization to plasma membrane
Molecular function (GO): transmembrane transporter binding
Source: RefSeq, a predicted model, not a curated record
GCCAUGGCCGAGCGGGGCCGCCUGGGCCUGGCCGGCGCGCCCGCCGCGCUCAACACGCCGGUGCCCAUGAACCUGUUCGCCACCUGGGAGGUGGACGGCUCCAGCCCCAGCUGCGUGCCCAGGUUGUGCAGCCUGACCUUGAAGAAGCUGGUGGUGUUCACAGAGCUGGAGAAGGAGCUCGUCUCCGUGGUGAUCGCCGUCAAGAUGCAGGGCUCCAAGCGGAUCCUGCGGUCCCAUGAGAUCAUGCUGCCCCCCAGCGGACAAGUGGAGACCGACCUGGCGCUGACGUUCUCGCUGCAGUACCCUCACUUCUUGAAAAGAGAAGGCAACAAGCUUCAGAUCAUGCUGCAGCGGAGAAAGCGGUACAAAAACCGAACGAUCUUGGGCUACAAGACGCUGGCAGCGGGCUCCAUCAACAUGGCCGAGGUGAUGCAGCACCCGUCCGAGGGCGGCCAGAUUCUGAGCCUCUGCAGCAGCAUCAAGGAGGCCUCGGUGAAGGUGGCUGAGAUCUGGAUCUUCUCCCUGUCCAGCCAGCCCAUUGACCAUGAGGACAGCGCCAUGCAGGCUGGGCCCAAGGCCAAGUCCGCAGAUAACUAUUCUGAGGAGGAGUAUGAGAGCUUCUCCUCCGAGCAGGAGGCCAGUGAUGAUGCCGUGCAAGGGCAGGACUUGGACGAGGAAGACUUCGAUGUGGGCAAGCCCAAGAAGCAGCGGAGAUCGAUAGUAAGAACGGCGUCCAUGACCAGGCAGCAGAACUUCAAGCAGAAGGUUGUGGCCUUGCUGCGGAGGUUUAAAGUGUCAGACGAGGUCCUGGACUGCGAGCAGGACCCCGCGGAGCGUGUCCGCGAGGCGGAGGAGGACCUGGACCUUCUGUGUGACGCGCUGGACGUGGAGCGCGCCAGCGACAGCGGCCCCGACCUGGAGGAGGAUGACAGCGUGCUCAGCGCCCCCAAGCCGCGGCUGCGGCCCUACUUUGAGGGGCUGUCACACUCCAGCUCACAGACGGAAAUCGGGAGCAUCCACAGCGUCCAGAGCCACAAGGAGCCCCCGAGUCCGGCUGACGUGCCCGAGAAGACUCGGGCCCUGGGAGGCAAGCAGCCGAGCGACAGCGUCUCUGACACCGUGACCCAUAGCACCCCCGCCCCUGGGGAGCAGCCGGCACAGCCUGAGGACAGCCCGGAGGUGGGGACCUCGGCCCUGGAUGUGUUCACUGAGAAGCUGCCGCCCAGUGGGCGGAUCACCAAGACGGAGUCUCUGGUCAUCCCCUCCACCAGGUCCGAGGGGAAGCAGGCCGGCCGCCGGGGCCGGAGCACAUCCCUGAAGGAGCGCCAGCCGGCCCGGCCGCAGAACGAGCGGGCCAACAGUCUGGACAACGAGCGCUGCCCCGACACGAGGAGCCAGCUGCAGAUCCCCAGGAAGACCGUGUACGACCAGCUAAACCACAUCCUCAUCUCUGAUGACCAGCUGCCUGAAAACAUCAUUCUCGUCAACACCUCCGACUGGCAGGGGCAGUUCCUGUCGGAAGUCCUGCAGAGGCACACGCUCCCCGUGGUGUGCACGUGCUCCGCGGCCGACGUCCAGGCGGCCUUCAGCACCAUCGUCUCGCGGAUACAGAGAUACUGCAACUGCAACUCCCAGCCCCCGACCCCCGUGAAGAUCGCCGUGGCGGGAGCGCAGCAUUAUCUCAGCGCCGUGCUGCGGCUGUUCGUGGAGCAGCUGUCCCACAAGACACCCGACUGGCUGGGCUACAUGCGCUUCCUCAUCAUCCCGCUGGGCUCCCACCCCGUGGCCAGGUACCUGGGCUCCGUGGAUUACCGCUACAACAACUUCUUCCAGGACCUGGCCUGGAGAGACCUGUUCAACAGGCUGGAGGCCCAGAGCGCUGUGCAGGACACCCCGGACAUCGUGUCCAGGAUCACGCAGUACAUCGCGGGCGCCAACUGCGCCCACCAGCUGCCCAUCGCAGAGGCCAUGCUGACCUACAAGCAGAAGAGGAAAAAGAACUUUCAUUUUGACUUUACCCUCAGCCCUGACGAGGAAUCUUCGCAAAAGUUCAUCCCCUUCGUAGGGGUGGUCAAGGUUGGAAUAGUGGAGCCGUCCUCAGCCACAUCAGGUGACUCUGAUGACGCGGCCCCCUCGGGCUCCAGCGUGCUCUCGUCCACCCCACCGUCCAUGUCUCCCGCGGCCAAGGAGGCCUCGCCCACCCCGCCUUCCUCGCCGUCGGUGAGCGGGGGCCUGUCCUCCCCCAGCCAGGGCGUCGGCGCUGAGCUGAUGGGGCUGCAGGUGGAUUACUGGACGGCGGCCCCGCCUGCAGACAGGAAGAGAGAGGUGGAGAAGAAGGACCUGCCUGCCACCAAAAACACGCUCAAGUGCACCUUCCGGUCUCUCCAGGUCAGCAGGCUGCCCAGCACUGGCGAGGCUGCGGCCACGCCCACCAUGUCCAUGACCGUGGUCACCAAGGAGAAGAACAAGAAGGUGAUGUUUCUGCCCAAGAAAACCAAGGACAAGGAUGUGGAGUCUAAAAGCCAGUGCAUCGAGGGUAUCAGCCGCCUGAUCUGCACAGCCAAGCACCAGCAGAACAUGCUGAGGGUCCUCAUCGACGGCGUGGAGUGGAAUGACGUCAAGUUCUUCCAGCUGGCGGCCCAGUGGUCCUCCCACGUCAAGCACUUUCCCAUCUGCAUCUUCGGACACUCCAAGUCCACCUGCUAGCCCCGCCCCCGAGCCCUGGACGGCGUGCGCCGGGGGCCCAGCUGCUUCUGUUAACAUUUCAGUUUACUACAGAGACACUUAAAAACACAAAGAGAAACAGUCUUAAGUAUGAAUGUGCUCUCAACCUGGAAACUCACGGGGAGGCUCCCCACCGGGGCCGUGAGCUGCUCUGCUGGAUGACCGGAUGUGCCGCGGGGCGGGAGGUCAAGCAGACGGCGCUGAGCUUUGAGAUCACGAAAGGUGUGUUGGCUUCAGGACCUCCCGAGCCCCCCCAGCAAGAAGGGUCCUCACCUUCGUGUCCUGUCCUUCCUGAAAGCCAGGACUGCUUCCUCAGGGAACUGGGGUCAGGCCGGUGGCCACGCAGAUCCAUGGGCUGCCUGUGGGCCCAGACACGGGGCUGGGUGGCCGGAGGCUGGAGGCCAGACGGCCCAGGCCUGGGCCCAGCCGCCCACCAGCCGAGACGCCCCAGCAGCGCCCACUUGUGGUUCCUGAUAAACUCCAGCCUCACGGGGCAGCGGAGGUUUUCUAGUAGCAGAUAUUUUUAAUGCUUUUAAAUACAUGUUAUAAUGUAGCUGCCAAACAGACACUGCUCUUCUGACGUCCCGGCGGCCCCUCGGGGCUGGGGCAGAGCCAGCCAGCACCGUCGCACGCCCUAGCCCCCAGCACCUGCCUCGCCCCCGAGCUGCCCCACCCCCACCCCCCGUGGUUCUUGAGCCGUCACUAGGCUUCUGCCGGCCGUCUCUGUCCCACUCCUGGCACAGUGGACCCCAACACUGGCCCCAGCCCCCUCACCCUUCUCCCCCCAGCCCCCCGGCCACCUGCCGGCUGAGCAGUGUCUGGGCCCACGCACACUUACGUGGCCAGCGAAAGCUAAGGCAGGGCAGCCUGGCCACAGGCACCAGGCACCAGUGGAGCCGUAGGUACAGCUGGGAGUACCCCACGGAGGCAGGAGCCCUGGCGUCUCUGGGCCAAGCUCCCAAGAGUGAGGGUUUGGGUUUGGGUCCCGCCCUGGGUGGCAGCCUUGCUGCCUGCCUUCCCGUGUAGCAGGAAAGGGACAUCUUGACCUGAAGCUAGAGUCCAGCCCAGUGUCCACAGGAAGAGCCCACCAGUCCCCAUCCUUUGGCAGCUGGGACCCUGGUAGCCCACUCGGGGCCACCCAGGCUGUGCUCAGAAAACAGUGCCAAACAGCGCAGGCUGCAGGCCUCACCAACGGCCUGUGCCACAGGCAGGCCUGACCUCGGGGGAGUGAGAUGGCCCCCUCCCCUUACCUGUGACCUACCUGCUUCCUCCCCCAAGGCAGGAAGGGGUUCCUGGGCUAAUUACGGAACAGGACACGGGCCUGACCUCGUGUGCGGCCUCAGGAUUGCCUUUGGGCAGAGGAGGACCUUCCCCAGGACGGCCUGUACUCCUCCUGACAGCACGGGGGACCAGGCUGACUCCUGACUCGGAAGGACCAGGGUUGGGGUGCUGGCCGCUGAGCCCAGCACCUCAGGCAGCCUGUGCGGUGUCUGCAAGCCGCCACCCUGAGAAGCAGGCCCUGGGACCGUGAGCCUCCCUGCGCUGGUUCCCACCACUGGGCCUCAGGGCCUUGGUCACUGCUCCUUAAGGUUCCUUUCCAAAGGUCAAACUCCGCAGGAAGGAGGUACAGCCAAGGCUCCUGACGUAGCUUUUGAGCUACAGAGCUGGCUUUAGAGGAAGGGACCAGAGAGAGCAGUCACCCUAUUGUGGGACCAUCCCCCUCCCCCCUCAAAUGUGCCUCCCUGUCCACUUCCAUAGCUGCGUCCUUGUACACACAAGGGGAGGGCACGCAGCGCCUCCACCCUAUGCCCCUGGGCCUACAGAGCCCGGUGGCCAUCCGUCCUGUGCCUAAGUGCCAUGGGGCUCACCCACCACACUGUCCCCGGGGCCGAGGAGGUCAUGCAGACAGCCCCAGCCACCGUGAUUCUCAGAGACCUGUGCCACGGUUUCCCCAUUGGCUAAACGGGGAUGGUCACGUGCCCUGCCUACCUCAUGGAGCUGUUCUGAGGACCCACGUAAAAGCACUUUGUUCCUCAAAGGAAGAUGCAGAAGCCAAAGCCAUCUGUGAGCGAGCCAGUGCAGCUGUAGGCACUCGGAGGAGGCAGCGGUGUGGGGUGCGAGGCACAUGGGUCCCAGGCAGGAGCAGCUGCCAGUCACCACCAGGCAAGGCCAGGUGGGGGCUGGCCACUGCCCUCCAGCCGGGUCCACCGCUUCGUCUCUCCACCCACAUCAGCCCCCCCACCCUCCCAGGGUCCCGGGUUGGCCCUGCUGCACUGCCCUCACCCCCAGACGGCAAGACCUGGCCACACUGCGGUCGGGCCUUUGCUCUGGAGCAGAUUCCUCAUUACAGGACAGGGCCACCUGCUUCCGUGGGCCAGCCACCUGACCGCGCUUGUCCUCGCCGCCUUCCCCAGACCCGCCCCCACGGGUGGAGGAGGGAGAACGCGUCCCGACAUUCCCCCUCCUGGCCUUGGGGGCCACCGCGCGGUCCGAACCUGUAGCCCAAGGGGUGCCCCUCUACGUCUCUGCAGACCCCCAUCCAUCCGUCGUGCAUUGUUUAGUUUCUAGGAUGUACGUGUUGCGAGGUUUUUUUCUUUUUCAAUGAAAAACAGGAUUCAUGUAAAUAGCCUUUUGGGGGAACAGAUUCUAAUCUGUCACGUAUGUGACCACGUGGACUAUUUUAAGGUGCUGAUGCAAAACACUAAUAAACCUGGGGGGCAACCCCAGGCCUUCCCUGG